AUGGAUAAUAAAAAAAAUAAAGAAGAAAUCUAUGAUUAUAUAGAAAAAACUAUAGAUCUUGAAAAAGAAACACCUACAACUGGAACUCCUAAAAUAAAGAAAUUACAAAAUAAACCAUCAUUACAAGGGUUAGCUCCUGAUAAAGGUGAACUUGCAAUUGUCUAUUAUGAAACACAUUUAGGUUCAACACAACAUACAGUCUCAACAUGUCCAAAUAUUACUAAAGUUAAUGUUGAUGAAGGUACUAAAUUAUUAAAUGAGAAAUAUAAAGAUUUACCCAAUUUAUAUACUCCAGUAUAUACACCUAGUAAAUUAUUUGGUGGAUAUGGAUUUCCAAAAAUAAAAUUUUCAAAAUUAAUUUUUCCAUGGGCAUCAUUCUUAUCUGUAUUUAUAUCAUAUUUAUUAUCAGCUUCAACAUGGUAUUUUUGGUUUUAUCAUCAAAAUUAUAGAUUAGUUAUAAUACCAUUUAUAACUUCUUCUAUUAUUUCAUUUUUUGAAACUCCCACUAUGCUUGCAAAAUAUUUAUUUAAGAAAAUGAGGAAUACUUUUAUGUGGCAAAUAUUACCAAUGAGUAAUAUGAUGUUUCAUGCUACUCUACUUUUUAUUGCAGCUAUACCAAUUAAUCUUUUUAUUAAUAUGUUUAUUUUUAAAAAUAUUAAUACUGAUAUAUUUAAAUUACCAUUAUCGUAUUUAAUUGUAUCUAUUAUACAAGUUUGUUAUAUUAUACCAUGUAUUAUGUUUAUUAUAUCAUAUUCAAGAUAUGAAGGGGAAAUUUUAAAAGAAAGGACUGAAUAUGAUUAUUUGUAA
Cryptosporidium muris RN66 is the source of this 807-nucleotide messenger RNA. RefSeq lists its product as uncharacterized. The coding region runs from base 1 to 807 and encodes 268 amino acids. The record is from RefSeq and is a predicted model, not a curated record. The transcript has a single exon. Lineage: Eukaryota; Apicomplexa; Conoidasida; Eucoccidiorida; Cryptosporidiidae.